Messenger RNA from Ictalurus punctatus (channel catfish), 2353 nucleotides. Its product is annotated as testis-expressed protein 26. NCBI's taxonomy places the organism in Eukaryota, Metazoa, Chordata, Actinopteri, Siluriformes, Ictaluridae. The record is from RefSeq and is a predicted model, not a curated record. Gene Ontology annotation, cellular component: cytoplasm. The transcript has 8 exons. The coding region runs from base 184 to 1029 and encodes 281 amino acids.
UUCGUCUCCUAUAACAACCGCACUUUCACUCCACUGCACCAGCGCACAUCUUGUUUGAAUUCAUUAUAAAAGACCAUGCAUGUACCAGAAACUGGAUGCUAUCAUCUGAUCAGAAUUCUUUAAGUCAUCUGUUACAGAAGAGGAUCCAGUGGUGACCAGACAACUCAAUCGAGAACAAAAAAUAUGGCCAGCUGUGAUGUCAGAAAAUGGGACCCAUAUGAGACCUCGCAGAAAAGGGAUUUUGUCGAAAGACCCAGUUCACCGAUUCCAGUUUUACGACCUCCUACAUCCAGGGCCUAUAGAACUCCAUAUGCUUUGGCCGAUCCCAUUGGUGUCACUGGAUAUAGCGAAGACUUUAGCUGGAAACCUCCAUCUAAGCCUGAGUGUAUCCGGACCGGGACAGCCUCUGGCAACAGGAGAAACAACCCACACCCAAGCCAGGGUUUUAUGGUAUGGAGGCGUCCCCCUGGACUGAAACUUUGUGAAAAUCCCCCACCUGAGGAUGAAGUCAAACAUGUUCUGUCUGCUCAGUACAAGUCAACAUACAGAACUGAUUUCUUGGGCAUCCCUCAAGGGAUGAUGAUGAACCAUAGAGCCUUAGAUCCUGUUAAGCACAUCCCUGAGGUCCCUCAAUGCAUCCAGACUGAGAUGAGAUACAACUAUCGUAAGCCUGUUCAGAGACCGGAAUUUCGGGGAAAUAUAUCCCGCCCUGAGGCAUCAAAGGGGAUAGUCCCUACAGUAGUUCCAAAGCAUAUCACUAACCAGGAAAGCAUGAAGCCCUUGACCACCUACGACAGACACUUCAGUGGUAAAUCCACAGACUUUGCUUCAGUGCUCAGUUCUCUCAAGCCUGAGGAACUCCAGCACUUCUACAAGCAUUUACCUGAAAAGGAAAAAAUGUUGGUGCAAACAUUUUUGCAAAAAAAGCAAAGUCCACCUGGUCAAGGAAAGAAAAUAAUGGAGCCAGUGGCAUUCACACAACCUCCUGCAGCACUAGACAGGAUAUCCAUCUGGCCUGGGCCUCUGUGACCGAUUCCCAUGAUGUGUAUGUGUGUGUAUGCUAGAAAAUAAUAAAUUGCUUCUAUUGAAAUGGAUUGUGCUGUUCAGAUAGAUGUUAAGGAUUAAGUUUUUGUCCGCACAUUACCUGCAUAUUAACAUACACCAGAUAUACAUACUAGUCAGUUCCUUGUCAGGUAGUAGCUAACAUCACAACUGAGUCAAUCAGUUUAAUGUGUCCUGAUUGAUCAGAAGGUGUUGAUUAAUUUCCAUAACAUGUGCUCUGGCAGUAGUUCUACGUUUAUGCUAAUACAUAACAUUCCACACAAACCUAUUAACAAAAUGUGCAUAAUCAUUGAUAUUGUGAUGCUUCUGUGAGGGGACAUUUAUUUUACAUUUAUGGAAGGAGUCUCCAGUGUCAGUGCAUCAUAACAGUCAGAGGUAAAUCUGUAACUUUACGUUUUCCUACAUGGGAAAGUCUUGGGGAAAAGAAAUCAGCACACAUGGGGGUGUGCUAUUAUAAGAAAAUAAUCAACAAGAAGGAGACGUGAUGUAGCCCGACAUGAAGCAGAGUUACUGCUAACAUCCUGAUACCAUCCAGUUGAUUAUUUUCCUAUAACAGUAUGACCUGAAGUGUUUUCUCUCUCUUAAACCACAUCAAUUUAAAGUAAAAAAAUAAAUAUAAUAAAGAAUGACACAUUUUUUAUCCAUUUACAGAUAUGGUUAACGUUGUGGAACCUCCAAACAAGUUAGUCCCAAUUAUACAUACAUUAUAACAUCUAAAAUAUCUUUCUCUCUCUCAAACACACACACACACACAUACACACACACACACACACACACACACACACACACACACACACACACACACACACACACACACACACACAGCUUAUCUUGUCACAGAGAAACUAGAAAGCAAAAACUCCUCUGUGGUGAAGCCUUUGCCAUGGUGGAAAAUGUACUGACCUUUACGAAGCAUAGAGACUCCUUCCAUAAAUGCUACAUGAGCGUCAACAUAUGAACAAUUGCUCAUUUUUUUUUUCGUUAAAUAACAACACAUUUGUAAUCUAUUUAUAAUUAGUCUUAGAUUAUGUGGUAUAUCUGACAUACAAGUCCCACUGUGAGUUGUUACUAUAAAAAUGAUAACAUUAGAAUUAGUGGGAAAAAGUGGGAUUUGCAUUUUCUGUUAAUGUUAGAAGCUGCAUUUUUAUUUUAUCUUACAAACUUUUACAAAAUAAUCAAAUUAUUUUUUGCUUGUAUUUCCUCAUUUGUAAGACGCUUUGGAUAAAAGCGUCUGCUAAAUGAAUAAAUGUAAAUGCAAAUGUAACUUCAAGAGAAAGAAAAAAAAAGCUGA